Molecule: messenger RNA, 906 nt
Organism: Tinamus guttatus (white-throated tinamou)
Lineage: Eukaryota; Metazoa; Chordata; Aves; Tinamiformes; Tinamidae
Gene: MOCS3
Product: molybdenum cofactor synthesis 3
Biological process (GO): tRNA wobble position uridine thiolation; protein urmylation
Cellular component (GO): cytoplasm; cytosol
Molecular function (GO): URM1 activating enzyme activity; thiosulfate-cyanide sulfurtransferase activity; adenylyltransferase activity
Source: RefSeq, a predicted model, not a curated record
GUCACCGCCGCCGGCGUCCUGGCCGGGAAGCCGCUGGUGUCCGGCAGCGCCCUGCGCAUGGAGGGGCAGCUCGUGGUCUACAACUACCAGGGCGGGCCCUGCUACCGCUGCCUCUUCCCCGCGCCGCCGCCGCCGCACGCGGUGACCAACUGCGCCGACGGCGGCGUGCUGGGCGUCGUGCCGGGCGUCGUGGGCUGCCUGCAGGCCCUGGAGGUGCUCAAGAUCGCCUCGGGAAUGGGCUCCUCCUUGGGGCAGACCAUGCUGGUCUUUGACGGCCGCGAGGGCCGGUUCCGCAGCAUCCGGCUGCGAGGCCGGAGGCCGGACUGCGCCGUCUGCGGGGACAACCCGUCCGUCACCUGCCUUCAGGAUUACGAAGCCUUUUGUGGGUCUUCUGCGACAGACAAAUGUAGGACUUUGCAUCUGCUGCCCAGUAAGGACAGGAUAUCUGUAGAGGAAUACAAAAAAGUGUUGGAUGAGCAGGUUCCUCAUGUGCUGUUAGAUGUUCGUCCGCAGGUAGAAGUGGAUAUUUGCCGCCUGGCACAUGCAAUCCAUAUUCCUUUGAGUAAAUUGGAAGAAAAAGAUGAAGAAUGUCUGAAAUAUUUAGAAAAAAGAAUUUGUGGAGAAAAGCAGGGGGCUAAUGGCAAAGCUCUUCCUGUAUAUGUUGUUUGCAAAUUAGGAAAUGACUCGCAGAAGGCUGUAAAAAUUUUGCAAGAGUUACCUGGCCAGGAGCUUGGUUCUGUGUUAGCUAAAGAUAUUAAAGGGGGGCUUAUGGCUUGGGCCACUAAAAUAGACCCAACAUUUCCUCAGUAUUAGCAAUUUACAUAUUGCUGGAAAAGAAUGGAUGCUCACUGUAAAUGCUAUUUGGUUUCAUCUUCUCGGUGUAAUUGCUCUAUGGUAUCGCAAAAA